Molecule: messenger RNA, 1011 nt
Organism: Rotaria sp. Silwood2
Lineage: Eukaryota; Metazoa; Rotifera; Eurotatoria; Philodinida; Philodinidae
Source: the annotation of a GenBank genome assembly
AUGUAUUGGAGUGCCAACAACGAAAAUCCAGCACAGUUUGUUAACAAAGUUCGGGCUCAACAUGCUAAGGCCAUAUUAGGUUUUAAUGAACCUGAAAGAAGUGAACAGGCCAAUAUGAAUCCAAAUGAAGCUGCUCGUGUGUGGAAACAAUAUAUUGAACCGCUGGCUAAUGAAGGCAUUCGAUUGGGAUCACCUAGUGUUGCCAGUACUGAAGAAGGGCUCAACUGGCUGCAAGCCUUUCUCAGUCAAGGUUGUCGCGUUGAUUUUCUUGCUCUUCAUUGGUACGGUCGUGGAGCCGACAAUUUUAUUCGCUUCAUUACUAAUGCUCAUGAACGAUUUGGCCGUAAACCGGUAUGGGUAACUGAGUUCGCAUGUACCUCUUGGAAUGCUCAUCAACCAGUCUCACAAGAAGAAAUUAAUGAUUUUUUCACCCAAACUAUAGCACAGCUUGAUCAAAUCGACUGGAUCGAACGGUAUGCAUGGUUCGGUGCUUCACGUCGACUGGAUCCAGCACUGGGUACAGGAAACUGUUUGAUCAACAGCAGCGGUGGUUUGUCUCCACUUGGCAACAGAUAUGUGAAUGGUGAAACCAACGAAAGUAGCAAUUCAAACGCCAUCACCAAAGUUAUCGCCCUUCGCUCGAAUGCCAACGGCAAAUUUGUCUGUGCCGAAAACGCUGGAAAGAGUUCUUUAAUUGCUAAUCGCGAUGCUGCCUCUAGUUGGGAAACAUUUGAACUUAUCUCUCUCGAUGGAAACAAUGUUGCUCUAAAAUCACAUGCCAACGGAAAGUAUAUUUGUGCCGAAAAUGCAGGCAAUGGUCCUUUGAUCGCCAAUCGUUCUCAAAUCAGUUCAUGGGAAACGUUUCGAUUCAUUGAUCGUGGAAAUGGAAAAGUAGCUUUAGUUGCAGUCAAUGGAAAAUAUGUCUGUGCUGAUAAUUUCGGUAACAGUGCAUUAGUUGCUAAUCGAACCAAUGUGGAUAGUUGGGAGACCUUCGAUCUCGUUCAGCAAUAA